Saccostrea cuccullata (small rock oyster) is the source of this 3284-nucleotide messenger RNA. Its product is annotated as major vault protein-like. The record is from RefSeq and is a predicted model, not a curated record. The transcript has 11 exons. Gene Ontology annotation, cellular component: cytoplasm; nucleus. NCBI's taxonomy places the organism in Eukaryota, Metazoa, Mollusca, Bivalvia, Ostreida, Ostreidae. The coding region runs from base 188 to 2758 and encodes 856 amino acids.
AACCAUUAGUAAAUGGCCACAAAAGUGCGUAAAUUGAGGGGAUAGACAUAGUAGAGGAAAAUCCAUUUCUAAAAAUAGCCAUGACAGACUAGGUAGUAUUUCACAACGUUUCACAAGUUGAAGCUUACUGUUGAAUUUUACCUGCAUUUCACUUCUGGAGUUUUAUUCAGAGAGAAGAUAAGACACAAUGGCUAAGAACCCCAGUGACAGUAUCUACCGCAUCCCCCCGUACUACUUCCUCCAUGUCUUGGACCAGAAUCUCAAUGUCACACGGCUGGAGAUCGGGCCCCAGACCUUCAUCAGACAGGACAAUGAGAGGGUCGUGUAUGGCCCAGAAAAGAUGAUCACAGUGCCACCUAGGCACUACUGCAUCAUCGAAAACCCAGUGGUCAAGGACAAAGAAGGAAAGGUCAUCUAUGAUGAGAGUGGUCAGUCUAAACUCAGUCACGCUGACCUUGAAAUUCGUCUCUCCCAAGAACCCUUCCCACUUUACCCAGGGGAGGUCCUGAAACAGGUCGUGACCCCAUUGAAGGUCAUUCCUGCCAACUCAGCCCUGAGACUGCGGGCUGUCCUCGACUUUGAGGAUGCCUCUGGAGAAAAGCGAGUGGCUGGGGAUGAGUGGCUCUUUGAGGGACCAGGGACCUACAUCCCUCAGAAGGAGGUGGUCAUUGAGGAGACCAUCAGGGCAACAGUCAUCCGUCCAAAUCAGGCCAUCCGCCUCCGAGCCAGGAAGGAGACGAUUGACAGGGAAGGCAAGGCCAGGGUGACGGGGGAGGAGUGGAUCCAUAAAAAGACAGGAGCGUACCUCCCAGGAGCAUACGAGGAAGUGGUAGACAUCGUCAACGCUUACGUACUCACAGAGAAGAAAGCUCUGCACAUGAGGUCCUUGAGGACAUUUAAAGAUGAGUUUGGAGUGGUGAGGAAGAAUGGAGAGGAAUGGCUGAUCACAAUGAAAGAAUCAGAGACGCAUAUUCCUGGCGUCUACGAAGAGGUUGUUGGAGUUGUAAACAUUACAACUCUGACCUCCCGACAGUACUGUGUUAUCCUUGACCCCUGUGAUGAGUCAGGUCACCCACAGCUGGGAAGGAAGAAGCUGGUCAAGGGUGAGCGUUCCUUUUUCUUGCUGCCAGGUGAGAGACUGAUGAAGGGAAUCCAGAAUGUGUACGUCCUCGGUGAAGACGAGGGGCUCAUUCUUCGCGCCACAGAGUCCUUCAAAGACGCAGAAACAAAUGAGGAGCUUCGCCCCGGAGACAGGUGGAUGAUCCGCGGACCUAAGGAGUACGUCCCCCCGGUAGAAGUGGAGGUCCUGAUGAAGAGGACGGCCAUUCCCCUGGACGAGAACGAGGGUAUCUAUGUCAGAGACAUCAAGUCCGGAAAGGUGAGAGACGUAAAAGGAGAAACUUACAUGCUGAGUCAUGAUGAAGAACUCUGGGAAAAGGAACUUCCUCCUGCUGUGGAGACUCUACUAAUGGCAGGAAAAGACCCCCUGGCUGACCGCGGUGACCGCACUAAGGGAGGUGAGAAGGGGGAGAAACGAGACAAGACAAGGGUGGUAACCUUCAGAGUCCCCCAUAAUGCAGCAGUACAGAUCUACGACUACAAAGAGAAGAAAGCCAGAGUGAUCUUCGGACCUGAGUUGGUGAUGCUUGGUCCAGAUGAACAGUUCACUCAGCUCUCCCUGUCUGGAGGGAAACCCAAGAAACCAAAUGUCAUCAAAUCCCUGUGUCUUCUGCUGGGACCCGACUUCUGUACAGACAUCAUCACCGUGGAGACGGCUGACCAUGCCAGGCUCUCCCUACAGCUGUCCUACAACUGGCACUUCGAGGUCAAGGACAAGAAAGAUGUGAUAGAUGCUGCCAAGAUUUUCAGUGUCCCUGACUUUGUGGGAGAUGCUUGUAAGGCCAUUGCUUCCAGGGUCAGAGGAGCUGUUGCUCAAGUUCAGUUUGAUGAUUUCCACAAGAAUUCUGCUAGAAUCAUCAGGUCAUCUGUGUUUGGGAUUGAUGACAAGGAUAAGGUUCGAGAUCAGUUCAAAUUCCCCCAAAACAAUCUUUGUGUUACAAGCAUUGACAUUCAGUCUGUUGAGCCUGUUGACCAGAGGACCAGGGAUGCUCUGAUGAAGUCUGUUCAGUUGGCUAUCGAGAUCACCACCAACUCACAGGAAGCCGCAGCUCGCCACGAAGCUGAGCGUCUGGAACAGGAGGCCAAAGGUCGUCUGGAGCGCCAGAAGAUUACAGAUGAGGCUGAAGCUGAGAAGGCAAGGAAGGAACUGCUUGAGCUCCAGGCCAAUAGUGCUGCAGUAGAGAGCACAGGUCAGGCCAAGGCCGAGGCCCAGAGUAGAGCCGAGGCAGCAAGAAUCGAGGGAGAGGCAGCAGUAGAACAGGCCAAACUCAAGGCACAGGCCAUGAAGAUUGAGGCUGAAUCUGAACUGGAGAGACUUACAAGAGCUAGAGAGGCAGAGCUUAAGUUCCUUGCAGAGCAGAACGAUUUGGAGCUCAGCAAAUCUCGAGAGGUGUCUGAGAUUGAGACGUCCAAAUUCAAGAGUCAGGUGGAUGCUAUCGGAGCCCAGACUCUCCAGGCCAUUGCCACCGCUGGACCAGAGAUGCAGGUCAAACUGCUGUCUGCUCUUGGCCUGAAAUCUACUCUGAUUACAGACGGAAACAGCCCUAUCAACCUCUUCAACACGGCUAAUGGUAUUGUGGGAGGAAUGGUCCCAGCCAAAAGGUCGCGCCGCUCUCCACCAGAGUCUGAUGAUGAAUAGACAAAGGACUGAGGAUUUUUUAAUGCAGUUCAGAGUGCAAUGAUUGAGUGUUGAAACAUUGUGUUUAUGUGUAGAAGUAGGUGUUAUUCAUUUCUGUAAUGCAUGACACAUAAAACUUAAUGUAUAUAUACAAAGAAAUUUAAUAUCAUGGCAGCCUACUAUUGUGUAUUUUUGCUAUGUUGGAACAUCAUCAUUUUUAUUUUUUCAUUUGUGUACCUAAUUUAUAGUAUUUUCAUAUUAAUAUAAUAUCCGUUAACUGUGAUAAUAUGGAAACCAAUUAUACUUUUGUUGUUAUUUGUGAUAGGGUAACUUUUUUUGAGAGUUUGAAUUUGAUUUCUGCACAUUUAAUGUUUUGCAGACACUAGAAUUUUACCAUGUACACACUGUUUAAACGCAAGCUGUGUACAGAGUAAAAUGCAUUUUUUGUUAGAUGCUGUCUUUGUAAAUUCUAUUUUCUUUCAUUUUUAUAGAUAUACACCUUUUUCUGUUGAAAUUUGUACUAAUUUAUAAAUGCCCUUAAAAUUUA